AUGGCGGCAACAGGCGUCGCCGUCACUCGUGCCGCGGCCACGUACCCGUGCAACGCAUUGCCAAUGAACUCGACAAGAACUUCCUCGCGAGUUCAUUUCACGCCUCCUAGAACCACCUCGCGCGCUCUCUUACUAGGACCGCAAGCCAGCGUGGUCGACGGCGUGGCGACCCGAGCCUCGUUUUUAACUAGCAAAGCCGCAUUCUCUGGCGGAUUUUCCGCCGCUAAUUUCGGCACAGCGACGCCGAGUCUGUCAGGCGGGCGCCGGAGCGUCAUCCGCGCAUCCGCGGGGGAUCCGGAAGGCGCGGGGAAGAGCGCAGGGGGAAAGGCGGAGGAGCGCGCGGGGCCGACAGCGGAGACCUCUCCGCUGGUGCGCUUCGCGUGGUAUGCGUCAGAGGCGUUCGGGAAGGCGGUGGCGGCGGUCCGCGGGGGGGAGGCGGAAGGCGGAAGGGGGAAGGGCGCAACGGCGGAAGGGGAGCCCGCGGUGGCUGAGCGCGACGCGGCGAUUAAAGCGCUCAGGGAAGACUAUGACAAGUCGUACUUCGUGACAGGCGAGAUGACCAUGUGGUUGUACGAGCCAGAUUGCGAGUUCGCCGACCCCUUUGUGUCGUUCAACGGCCGAGAUCGAUUCAAGCAGAACGUGUCCAACCUCGGGUCGUUCAUGGAGGAAGUUUCUCUGAAGAUUCUCGACCGGCAGGAAUCAGAGGUAUUGAAAUCCGACUACACUGCCUGA
Molecule: messenger RNA, 732 nt
Organism: Closterium sp. Naga37s-1
Lineage: Eukaryota; Viridiplantae; Streptophyta; Zygnematophyceae; Desmidiales; Closteriaceae
Source: the annotation of a GenBank genome assembly